AUGCCCAGCUCGCAGGGGCGCCGCGAGGCGCUGGGCGCGGCCAUGAUGUCGCGGAUCGCGCGGCUCCUCUGCUCCGAGGACCCCGUGGUGGCUGGCCGGGCGGCCACCGCCGCGUUCUACUUGGCCCAGGCCAGCCCGAACGCCGUGCUGUUCCGCGGGGCGGUGCUCGGGGCCACGGGAGGAGCGGAAGCACUGGACUCGGCGCUGCCGCGGAUCCUGCUCUGCUUGCAGGCCAGCAGGGAAAAGCAGUUACAGGUUCUUGGCGUCCUUCGGAUGGCCUGCUCCGUGCAGGACAGCUGCUCGGAGGCGUUCUACGAGGUGGUCAGCCGGGCCCUCCUCGAUCAAGCAGUUCCUCUGGAGCUCUUCGGGGUCCGUGCUGACGGGUGCCAGGGCCGCUGGCGUCUCGCUUGCGCCGCGCAGCACCUGCUGCUGCAGAUGUCGAGGAGCUGUGCGGUGUGCGAGCUGCUCGUGGAGUGGUCUGCGCUUCGGCAGGUCCUCUCCACCGUCCUGCUGCAGGGGGGGCCACCAGACCUGGCGUCGGACGCGAGGGCGUGCGCCCUGGGGACAGCCUGGAACAUCGCCGUGGCCCGCCGAGGGACGCUCCGAGUGCGUCUGGCGGACGUCGCGCUGGGCCUCCUGCUCGACCUCGCCCGAGCGGACGCUGCAUCUCUUCCGGCGGGCCUGGAGCCGAGCCAGGCUGGGGCGGCCGCGCUGGUGCGGCCGCUCGACUGCUGCGCACGCGGCCGGCUGGUCACGGCCCUCUUCCACCUGGCGAAGUGUGAGGAGGUGGCUGGCCGGCCAGAGUGGCUUGAGAGCUCGGACGCGUUGCUGACGGUGGUGUCGGCCCUGCGUGGGAAGGACCUCGUCACGGGCAUGCGUCUGCUGGUCGACCUGGUCCAGGCGCACACCCAGCAGCUGGCGCCAAAGGCCCUCCCCAUGGUCUGGGGCCACGUGACGCGCGAGGACAUUGCCGACAGCGAGGAGGCAGAGGCGUGCUUCGGGAUGCUCUGCUGCCUCAGCUGCCACGCCUCCGUGUGCUGCCAGGGCGGCCGCCUGCCCUGGCACGAGGCCCCGGGGGCCCUGGCCCUCGCCACUGGGCGGCUGCUGACCGGGGCCGUGGAGCGGCCUGCGGCUCGCCGCGCCCUGCGCGAGCUGCUGUGCGCCGCGGGGAACCUGUGCCUGGUGUGCGGGGGGGAGCGGCGCCGGGCGCUGGGGAAGCAGCUCGUGCCGCUGCUCGUCGCGGGCCUGCUCCGGCAGGCACCGGCCGGCCACCGGCCGCUGCUCGAGGUGUCGACCGCGUGCCUGCGGCAGCUGUGCACGGAGCACGGCGGCAGCGCGCUCCUGGCCGUGGGAGUGUGGGCGGCGCUCGAGGGUGGCUCCCGCCUGGACGACGAGCUGCUGUGCCACCUGGACGAUGAGCUGCUGGGGCGCGUGCUGCUCGUGGCAGAUGACGCGCUGCGGGUGCUCCAGCGGGCGGGCAUGGACCGGGAGUUCCAAGAAGGGUGCGACGCGGCGGCGAGGGUCCUCGCAGGGGCCUCUUGGGCAGCGAGGCUAUCUCCCAGGUGCGCUUGGCAGCGCUCCACCGAAGGUGAGCUCCGAGUGUUGAUCCAAGUCUCCACCUCAGAGGCGUCGAUCCUGACGCUGACUGAGGAGGCACUCUGGUCCGAGGGGGGUUCCCUGCGCCACGCACUGGCAGUGGAUGCCGCGGAGGCCAGUGAGCCGUGGCUGCAGGCGCAGGCGCUUGCACUGUCGGCUGUGGCCACCUUCGCGAGGAAGGGCAGGGCACAGCUCGCUGGCCUGGAGCCUCGGCGUAUGCAGGUGCUGAAGGGCCCCUUGGCAGGGUCGCUGCUGCAGCUGGCGGGCCGACCCGCCAGCCUGAAGCGCCCCGCCAUCGCCCAGGUGCUGACGGCCGCGCUCACCGACCUGUGCGGAGAGACCGACGCCGGUGCUGGCCGCGGCGCCCUGGGGCCGCUCUGCGGCCAAGUGGAGAAGUGGCGCUGCGGCCAGGACGGCGGGUGA
Molecule: messenger RNA, 2019 nt
Organism: Prorocentrum cordatum
Lineage: Eukaryota; Dinophyceae; Prorocentrales; Prorocentraceae
Source: the annotation of a GenBank genome assembly